AAAAAUUCAAAUGAACCCCCUUCCAAUCGAACCCAGCUCCAAAAGCGUCAUGAACUGUAUCCUCGACCACGAACUCACCAGACUCGCCCAAGCUCCCAGCCAAGCCCAGUCCAAACCCACUUGCAACUUCACUACAGACUUGUGCAGCCCAGCCCUGGCUGUUCACGACCGGCCAAAGACUACUCACUUCGAGUACGAGAAGGUCAGUGUGCUGGGCAAGAAGGAGAUUGAUGAACUUAGGGGUAAGAUAGCUAAUAUGGAAGAACGUAUCCAGAAAAGAAGAGAAAAAGAUCAUGGUAGAAUCAAAGAAGAUUUUUAUAACACUUUUAAGAAAACUAAACCUAAGAGAAAGAAUUCCCCUUUCAUAAAAUCUAAGAAGAACACUUCUAAAGCCCCUAAGAUGAAGAAAUGAACUACAGUUAGGAACUUGCAGUAUAAUAUUCAUAACAAAGAGAAUAAGAGCUACAACAUACCAAACAGAGAAAAUACUCAUCCAAAUGAAUCUGAAUCUGAACAAAUCUUCCUUCUAAAAGCUGAGAAUAAGAAAUUGCGUUCACAAAUAUCUCAGCUAAGUAAGCAAAGAGAUAUGUACAAGAGCAAGUACAAGAAGGUGUCAAGCAAGUAUUAUAAGCUAAGUGCGCUUUAUGAUAAGUAUUAAAGAAAGAAUUUGUGCUGGGAGUAGGACUGGAUGG
Molecule: messenger RNA, 692 nt
Organism: Moneuplotes crassus
Lineage: Eukaryota; Ciliophora; Spirotrichea; Euplotida; Euplotidae
Source: the annotation of a GenBank genome assembly